Molecule: messenger RNA, 4251 nt
Organism: Clupea harengus (Atlantic herring)
Lineage: Eukaryota; Metazoa; Chordata; Actinopteri; Clupeiformes; Clupeidae
Gene: skic2
Product: SKI2 subunit of superkiller complex
Biological process (GO): nuclear-transcribed mRNA catabolic process, 3'-5' exonucleolytic nonsense-mediated decay
Cellular component (GO): Ski complex
Molecular function (GO): RNA binding; ATP binding; RNA helicase activity
Source: RefSeq, a predicted model, not a curated record
ACUUUACUUCCGACACACACUGAACCAGUUCGUAUGAAUCUUACUGUCUAUGGUAUGAACUUGUCUAUGGUAUGAACACUGCAACUUCGCUGACUUAGUUGUUUGAAAACAGCCUGGUGCCUCACGAGGAUAUAUGGAGAGAAUAGAGUUGCCCCCACUGGGCCCUGCAGACCUGCCUCUUUCUUUGCUAGAGGUGGGAUGCUCUGGGAAAUUUGAACUCCUCACACGCCCUCUCCCCUCUCACCAGCCUCUACAUCCACUGACCACACUGCCCCAUGGACUGCCUCCGUUCAGUGUGGACUUACAGGCAGAGGUGGAGAAGCGUUUCCUGAGUGACCCAGCAUGGUUACCCAUCCAUGACACAGAUGCUGCUUUCCAGAAGUUUCUCAAACUGACCAAGAGAGGGAAGCAUUUGGACUCUCUUCUCCAAUGUCCCCCUACCCCACUGCACUCUGGUCUGUCCGUGGUGAGAGAUCCAACCACAGGAAUGCUGCUGGACUUCACAGAGGUGCCAUUGGAGAACACAGGUCUGUGUGCCAAGAACUCUCUCUCCCUGCAAAGGGCCCCAGGACCACCCUCAGAGAGCCUGCGAGGGAGCAACACCAACUACCCCUUCAUGCCGGCUGGCAUGGAGGAACUGACUCUGGAACAGAUAAACAAGAAGUCGGAGCUGGAAGAGAAUAUUGACUUUGAGAACGAUUUGCUAAUUAUGCCUCCUGGACUGAAAACGGGAAUGGACUUCAGUGCUAAAGAGGCCAAAACAACAACAAAAGGGGAAGUGAACCUGAUGACCCUCUUAUCGACUUUUGAUGACAUCAUGGAUGAUGCUCCCGAUGGAGAGGAGAAAGAGGGAAAACCAGCAACUGUUGAGACACCAAAACUUCCCCGAACAAAUAGUCUGGAAGACCUCGGAAUUAAGGAGGGUCCUGUGUCCUCUUCUCCUCCUCCUGCCACGGCUGCCGGGAAGAAAGAGGUCAAGGGUGAAGAGGAAGACACAAAGAAGUGGGCCGUACCUGUGGAUAUCACCUCACCGUGCGAGGACUUCUACAAACGGAUCCCUGAUCCGGCUUUCAAGUGGCCGUUUGAACUGGACCUGUUUCAGAAGCAGGCUGUGCUCAAACUGGAGGCCCAUGACUCUGUGUUUGUUGCAGCACACACCUCAGCUGGCAAGACUGUGGUGGCAGAGUACGCUAUUGCACUCUCCCAGAAACACAUGACUAGGACAAUUUACACCUCCCCCAUCAAGGCACUGUCCAAUCAGAAGUUCAGGGACUUCAAGACCACAUUUGGAGAUGUGGGACUGCUGACAGGAGAUGUGCAGAUCAACCCCGAGGCCUCCUGCCUCAUCAUGACCACGGAGAUCCUCAGGUCCAUGCUGUACAACGGCUCUGAAGUGAUUCGGGACCUGGAGUGGGUGAUCUUUGAUGAAGUUCAUUACAUUAAUGAUGCUGAGAGAGGAGUGGUGUGGGAGGAAGUCUUGAUCAUGUUGCCCGAGCAUGUUAGCAUUAUCCUGCUUAGUGCCACAGUGCCCAACGCAUUGGAGUUCAGUGAGUGGAUCGGGCGCAUGAAGAAGAGGCACAUCUAUGUCAUCAGCACCCUGAAGCGGCCCGUUCCCCUGGAGCACUACCUCUACACAGGAAACAGCACCAAGACUCAGAAAGAGCUCUUCCUCUUGAUAGAUGCUGCUGGGAACUUCCUCACUAAAGGGUAUUAUGCAGCCGUGGAUGCCAAAAAAGAGCGCACAAGCAAACAUGCCCAGUCUUUCGGCACCAAGAACACAUCUCAGAACACCACACCCAACCAGGACAAGUCCGUGUGGCUUACACUGCUCAACUUCCUUUCCCAGCGGCAGCAGACUCCGGUCGUGGCCUUCACAUUCUCACGGACGCGCUGUGAUGAAAACGCCCGCUCUCUGGGCACGCUGGACCUGACCAGUGCCACUGAGAAGAGUGAGAUCCACUCGUUCUUCCAGAAGAGCCUGAGUCGUCUGAGGGGAGGCGACCGCCAGCUGCCACAGAUCCUGCUGAUGAGGGACCUGCUGAAGAAGGGCAUCGGUGUGCACCACAGUGGCAUCCUGCCAAUCCUCAAGGAGGUCAUCGAGAUGCUCUUCUCACGGGGACUCGUAAAGGUUCUGUUUGCUACAGAGACCUUCGCCAUGGGUGUGAACAUGCCAGCCAGGACCGUGGUGUUUGACUCCAUCCGCAAACAUGACGGCACCGGUUUUAGGAAUCUGCUGCCUGGUGAGUAUAUUCAGAUGGCGGGUCGUGCAGGCAGGAGAGGUCUGGACGCCACAGGCACCGUCAUCAUCCUGUGUAAGACUGGUGUCCACGACAUGGGAGACCUGCACGUCAUGAUGCUGGGUAAGCCCACCGUGCUGCAGUCUCAGUUCCGCCUCACGUACACCAUGAUCCUCAACCUGCUGCGGGUGGAGGCCCUCAGGGUCACGGACAUGAUGAGGCGCAGCUUCUCCGAGAGCCACAGGGACACGCAGGCUCAAGAGAAGAGGAUCACUCAGCUGAAAGAAACUCUCUCAACUCUCCCUCCUAUGGAUGUGGAGGGUCAGCUGUCGGACCUGCUUUCCUACUACCACACUAUCACCGAGCUUCGCAUUACCAGUCAGGCUCUGCAGGAAGCGGUGAUGGACUCCGUGUCUGGGCUGAAAGCUCUCUCUGUAGGACGGGUCGUCGUCGUCAGCAACUCCCUGCACCUCAACGCCCUCGGCGUCAUCUUACAAGUGUCUAAUGAUGCAGUCAAUCGCACCUUCACCACCCUCAUCAUCUGCGAGAAGGGCAACGAGGAGCCUACAGGAGACACCAUGAACACCAGCGCCCCGCCUCACCUCUACAAUACAGCACUGUUCACUCCAGAGGGCCCCUGCAGUCACACGGUGCAGAAGCUGAAGUCACAGGACAUCUUAGGCAUCACAGUCAAGGCCCUCAAGGUGAUCCCAGAGCGGAUCAUUGACAACUACAGCAAGAGACAGCAGCCACGCUUCAGAAUGGACCCUCCGGGCCAGGCUAUAUCCACAGCAACACAAGAGCUCCUGCGAUUGGCUGAGGCCAACCCAAACGGUGUGGCGACCUUUGACCCUGUGAAUGACCUGCACCUGAAGAGUGUGGAGGUGGUGGAGGGGGUGAUGAGGCAGCGUGUGCUACGGGACUGUCUUAAAGACUUCAAGUGCAUCCAUUCACCCACCUUCUCAGAACAGUUUGCCCGUGUCCAGGAGCGAAUGCGGGUUCAGGAAGAGAUGGAUAAACUCCUCUUCCUCGUGUCCGAUCAGUCUCUCUCCCUCCUGCCAGAGUACCACCAGAGGAUUAAGGUUCUUCAGACACUGCAGUACAUCGAUGCGAGCGGGGCGGUGCAGCUGAAGGGGCGUGUGGCCUGUCAGAUCUCCAGCCAUGAGAUGCUUCUCACGGAGCUGCUGUUUGAAAACACACUCAGCCCUCUGGCCCCCGAGGAGAGCGCCGCCCUGCUGUCCUGCCUGAUCUUCACACAGAAGACCCAGGUGGACCCCCACAUCACCAAUACACUUCAGGAGGGCAUCAAGCAAGUGCUGUGUGUCGCUCAGAAGAUUGGUGACCUGCAGAGGGAAUGUGGGAUAGCUCAGUCCGCUGAGGAUUUCGUGUCUCAGUUCAAAUUCGGCCUGACUGAGGUGGUGUACUGCUGGGCCAGAGGCAUGCCCUUUGCAGAGAUCGCCCAGCUGACGGACGUGCAGGAGGGCACCGUGGUGCGCUGCAUCCAGCGGCUGGACGAGGUGCUGAAGGAGGUGCGGCAGGCGGCCAGGAUCGUGGGAGACUCAGUGCUGGGGAGCAAGAUGGAGAGGGCUUCACUCGCCAUACGCAGGGACAUCGUCUUCACAGCCUCUCUGUACACUCACUGAGACUGGGGGACGUGUGUGUGUGUGUGUGUGUGUGUGUGUGUGUGUGUGUGUGUGUGAGUGUGUGUAUGUGGGGAGAGAGAGAGAGAGAGAGAAGGGGAGAGCCUGUCUGGCCAUCUGAAGGGGACCUUACCCUCAUUGCUCCUCUCUAAACACUGAGGAACAAAUUCAAAGACCAGUUUGUGUGGUUGUGUCCGUAAGACUGACGUUUUCCCGUGUGAUGUUGCUGUGUGUGAGAGAGAGAGAGAGAGAGAGUGUACAGAGCGCACUGCUGGGUCUGACCAAAUGUUUCAAUCUACGAACUUCAGUGGAACACUCCAUGCAUCGUGAUUUACUGUAAUAAAAUGUACAGUAAUAAAAUGAACUGCAUGUAA